CGUGCGUGUCGGAUGACAAACAGGGACAGAUUUCUGACAGUACCGACUACAAAGUGCCAUAGUUUGCGAUGGCUAUUCCAGAAAGAACACGAAGUAAGGAAGAGAACUGAUGGAGUAAACUGUUAUAAAACAUAAUGCGUUCGUGUCAUUAACAGGGACCAGCGACUCACCAGGAUAUGCAUGAGAUGGUGGACGUUGUCGACUUUGAAGAGAAGAGGUUCAAGAAGUCACAUUAUUGUAAAGACGGGAAUCGCAGGACCGAGAAACGGGAAAGUAGCUGUUUUCAUGAACCCCCCAAAAUAGUUGAAAUGUCACUAUAAACGAACCUGACUCAACACAACUUGAACAUAGCCAGACGAUACCACGCAUUGGACUAGUGGGAGUUUUUUUUAUAUAAGGAACGGCGAUGGCGUUGGCAUGACGGGGGAGCCGGGGACCACGUAGCGACGGCGCCCGCUUCAGAGCCAUGGAAGAUUCCUGGACGUCAGUGUUGACGGUCAACCCGAACGAAGGCCCCAAGCUGUGGGGCGAAGUCGGCGGCAGGGAGAAGCCCAACGGAAAGCUGUCUCCGCCCAGCCAACAGUCAUCCCCGGGGCAGCCCGAGGAGGAGGUGGGCCCGGAGGACAAGAUGGAGCAGGGGAGCACCGGGGAGGAGAGCAGCUGGCUGGAGGCCUCACCGGAGCAGGAGCAGGAGCAGGGCUUAGACAGGGGAGCGCAGAAUGGGCACGCAGGCGAGGAGGAUCUGCAGGAGAAAGGCAGCUCUGGCACCAGCGCCAGCCGCAGCACGGGCAGCCCUGCGCCCUCCAGCAGUGGCACAGCAGAUCUGUCUCAGACGUCUCCUCCGUCGCUCACUGACCAGCUGCUGUUGGGUCGGGACGACGCGACCGGGAUCAACGUCGAGUGCCGUAUCUGUGGUGACCGGGCCUCAGGCUUCCACUACGGAGUUCAUGCCUGUGAGGGCUGCAAGGGCUUUUUCCGGCGGACCAUCCGAAUGAAGCUGGACUACGAGCGCUGCGAGAGGAGCUGUAAAAUCCAGAAGAAGAGCCGCAACAAGUGCCAGUACUGCCGCUUCCAGAAGUGCCUGAUGCUGGGCAUGUCCCAUGAUGCGAUCCGGUAUGGCCGUAUGCCAGAGGCAGAGAAGAGGAAGCUGGUUGCAGGACUCUUAGCGGGAGACGAAUGCAGUCAGAACUCUGCAGCCUCGGACCUCAAGUCGCUGGCCAAGCGCGUCAACAACGCCUACCAGAAAAACCUCAACAUGACCAAGAAGAAGGCCCGCAGCAUCCUCACUGGCAAGACCAGCUCCACCUCGCCAUUUGUUAUCCAUGAUAUGGACUCGCUGUGGCAGGCAGAGAAUGGCCUGGUGUGGAACCAACUGAUAAACGGGGCUCCCCCACACAAGGAGAUCGGGGUUCACGUCUUCUACCGCUGCCAGUGCACCACCGUAGAGACGGUGCGGGAGCUCACUGAGUUCGCCAAAAGCAUCCCAGGGUUCGUGGACCUCUUCCUCAAUGACCAGGUGACGCUACUCAAGUACGGGGUGCACGAGGCCAUCUUCGCUAUGCUGCCGUCGCUCAUGAACAAGGACGGGCUGCUGGUGGCGAACGGGAAGGGCUUUGUCACGCGCGAGUUCCUGCGCAGCUUACGGAGGCCCUUCAGCGAGAUCAUGGAGCCCAAGUUUGAGUUCGCCGUCAAGUUCAACGCGCUGGAGCUGGACGACAGUGACCUGGCCCUUUACGUGGCGGCCAUCAUCCUCUGUGGAGACCGACCUGGGCUGAUGAACAUCAAGCAGGUGGAGGUGAUGCAGGAUGGCAUCCUGCAGGCUCUCAACCAGCACCUAAGCGCCAACCACCCCGACUCCAGCUACAUCUUCCCCAAGCUGCUGCAGAAGAUGGCCGACCUGCGGCAGCUGGUCACCGAGAACGCCCAGCUGGUCCAGAAGAUCAAGAAGACCGAGUCAGAGACCUCACUGCAUCCACUACUGCAAGAGAUCUACAGGGACAUGUACUGAUGGCAGACACAAGGGGCUCAGAGACCCACACACUGACACAAACACCCUCUGGAUUGAUGUGCUGACACGCACAUACAGACACACACACACACACACACACACAUACGUGUGAACUGGAUGUUUGCUUAGGAAAGGUCAAGAAGCGCAUUUAAGAAGAAGGAAGAAUAGUAAAAGAAGAAGAAAAAAGCAACUGUCUACCCCACAAACCAAUGCAAUUCUUUUUGUGUCAUAAAAGAUGAUGUCUAUUCUCGUAACAGAUGAUUGUGGUUCACUAUUUUUAUACUGCAGCUCUUUGUAGCCUCCUCCACUUUGGAGCCUUUCUAUUGGUCAAUUUUUAUUAGUCUUCGUCCGUAUGACAACUUUUACUACUGUAGAGGAUUUGAAAUAAGACUAUGCAUAUUUUGUUUCACCAAAUGUUCGAAAGGUCAUUGAAAUCAAAGACUUACUGAAACUAUUAGUUGUUAAUGAGAACUGACCCAAGGUCAGGCAAUAGCUUCAACAUUUCUCUGGUGUAUUCUAAUAGAGAACAAACCCAGAGUGUAUGCAAUCACUUUCUCCCUCCCUGCAUCCUUCUUCCAUCCCUCUUUCACACACACACACACACACACACACAAACACACAAGACAACUCUUGCUCUCAUGCCCUCAGAUCUUUGCAGCACACACACACACACACACACACACACACACACACACCGAGAAAACAAGAAAACUAACCCCAAGUCCAGUGUAUCUACAGUAUAGCACUUAGGAGGUAAAAUAUGGGAGUAUGGAACAUUCAUGACAAAAGAAGGACUUUAGCGAGGGGGUCAGAGCUGACUUUGCUAUCCUCGUCCACAGUAUUGCUUCAUACAACCUCCAAACCUCAGUUUUGUUUCCUUGUCUCUUUGUCUUGUUGUGUUUUGUCAUGUGAUGGGUCUAUUUCGUAGUUUUGAGGAUUGUUAAUGACAAUGCUGUGAAGGAAAAAAAACUUGAUCACAGGGUCUUGCUAAAUGUAUCAUUACCUGAUUUAUCCGUUUACUCAGAACUGCCGUUAUUUCAUCCUCAAUUUCACAUCUGGGUCCUUCAUGUUAAGUAACUUGUAGUAACUAUUGCAUUGGAUAGAGCAUAAAGCUGCUGUAUGGGAAUAUGCUGUUUGGAAUACUUAGAUUUGAUUAUUAUCCCCAAAAUAGAUCCCCUAUGAAAUAUAUCUUCUAUUCUCCCCCGAUCUUUAGUAUUCAACUUAACUUUCAACACAGUCUGGCAAUGUUAUGUAAUAGAUCAGGAAAUGGCUUGUCUGAUGGGCACCAUCUUACAUUUAACGCUUAUAUGAAUUGUUUAAAUGUUAAACAUUUAUACGUAUUGUUUAAAUUAAUUUAUAACAGAUGGUGGAGAGAGAUAAAUCUUGCAGAUACUAUUAUUGCUAGACCUUCAAUUCCAUCUUUCUCCACACCUCUGUGGUCCUUUCUCUCAAGCCCUGUCAAAAUGGUGCCCUGAUGAUGACCAUCAUCUCCUCCUUUUCAUAUGUCAUAGGUCUUCUUAGUUCUCAUUCACUAACUGCAUUUGUUUGUAAAAAUCCUUUUGGGAAUAUACUAAACGUUUACUAAAUCCAGGGUGUCUUUCUGACCCCCAGUGUCUUUUCCAAGGGUGCCCAGACUCCAGAGUAUGGGAAUGAACUAGUUUUGAAUGAAUCAUAGCCACCAUGGAAGCAAAGGAGAUCCAUAGUCAUUUGUAGUAACAUUCACACCUCCUUACUUUACUUGGGUUUGGUCCAUCGCUUUGUCCCUUACAGGGUCUUCCAAGCGAAACUGUAUCCACUUCCAUGAAUUGAAUGAGUAAGUGAGGCCAAAGGUCUUACUCAGUGGGGCACGGGUAACUCAGUGGCUUAAACACACUGAGCGUCAGGCCUCAAGGCAGGACUAAAGAUAUGACUAAAGACUAAAGAAAGCUAAAGCUGUGGCAUCGUGUUCUAACAGCACAUGCUGUUCCCCUCAGACUUUUUCUCCCUUAGUUUAACUGAAGGUGUGCCCUCAUCAGCUGUAGACUUCCAUACAUUCUUGUCUAAAUCGGUCUUUGUGGUUGUCAGUUUAUCAUGUUAGAGCGAUUAUCUUCAUGUGCCAUGACAUGUUUGAGGACUUUUGGUUUGUAAAUGCGUCAUCAUGCCAAGGUGAGGCUACAGCAGUGUGCUGAAUCAUUCACAUCUCUUGAUAUUGAUCUGUUGUUUUGUUUUGUUGUUAUGGUGACUCUCGGAGUCCAGGUCUUGAGUAAAGUGCUGGUGCAUACUCCUGAUUGGCUUAGUAAGAUUCUGAGGUUCCGUGUCACAGUUGUAGUGUCAGCAGUCUGCCACCAAGUUGACGUAAAAAAGUACAUUGUCAGCAUGUUUCCUGCUCCUCAGUCUGGUGUGCCUGUUACAUUUCAUUUUUUUCUCAGCAUUUCAGUCCUAUGCAUCAUUUUCUUCAAUCCUAUGCACACUGCACAGCUGUGGAUACAUUACAUUUACACAAAGACAAUACUAUGUACACCUACUUCUUGUAUUGUCUAUCUUUGUGGGCCUCCGGAUAUCUUGGUAUGGUGCUGCUAUUUAUCGUUUGUGUUAUGUUAGCUGACAUAGUUACCCUUCCUGGCCUCCCGCUGUGCAGAUAAAUACAUACUUUCUCUAUGAGCACUGUCAGUGUACAAAGGCCAAGCUGUGAACACACAGUGGUGGACACUGUGCCGGUCUCUUAUUUUGUUUUAUUUGUUGUUGUUUUUUCUGUUACUGAAAUAGAACAAAGUUACAAUUGAAGAUUACCACAGUAUAAUUUCUAUCCAUUUUAUGGAAAAUGAGUAAAACUUUUUACAAUC
Alosa alosa (allis shad) is the source of this 4830-nucleotide messenger RNA. It is a transcript of the gene pparda, whose product is annotated as peroxisome proliferator-activated receptor delta a. The record is from RefSeq and is a predicted model, not a curated record. Bases 467 to 2008 code for a protein of 513 amino acids. Gene Ontology annotation, biological process: negative regulation of inflammatory response; positive regulation of transcription by RNA polymerase II; negative regulation of transcription by RNA polymerase II. Gene Ontology annotation, molecular function: RNA polymerase II cis-regulatory region sequence-specific DNA binding; zinc ion binding; nuclear receptor activity. Gene Ontology annotation, cellular component: nucleus. The transcript is spliced from 8 exons. NCBI's taxonomy places the organism in Eukaryota, Metazoa, Chordata, Actinopteri, Clupeiformes, Clupeidae.